AUUAGCAGUUUAGCACACUAAUAAAUGCCAUUAAACUAACCUUGGUUGCUACAUACACGAUGAGCCGCCAUAGGAACCCAGCACAAACUUGCCCUCCCACUAAUCAACUCCCCUAUGGCUAUGGCUAUGUACCAUCACCACCAGCAGCCACGCCUCCAACUUGGUCAUCAUCCCCUUCCCACUCCGGCACCAUGCGCUACAGGGGCACGCGUCUCCGAAGUGGGAAGUGGGUGUCGGAGAUAAGGUUACCACGUACCACAAAGCGCAUUUGGCUGGGGACAUACGCAACGCCUGAGAUGGCUGCUGCUGCUUACGAUGCUGCUACUCUUGCACUGAGGGGCCCCGAAGCCCAUCUCAACUUCCCCAAUUUCAUACUCUCUUACCCUAUUCCUGCUUCAUUCUCCGAUGCUGAUAUUCGCGCUGCCGCUGCCGUCGCCGCCUCCUUCGUCGAUCAGUAUAGGACUACCACCGAGGCGCCACCAGCGAUUACUACUUCUGCUGUUGCUGAUGCCUAUUCCUACAACAGUUGUAUCGGACAAGGAGAAGGGAUGAUAGGAGAUUAUUUUGAUGAGGAUGAGCUGUUGAAUAUGCCGAGUGUGAUCCAAGACAUGGCCAGAGGACUGCAGAUUAGCCCCCCAAGGAUGCCUUCUUUCUACUCCGAUGAUUCCUCCGAUGACAUUUAUUCGGACCUGUAUACCCUUUGGUAAAAAUAACUCCACACCACACCAGAGGAUCGGAUGAGGAUAUAAUAAUUAUUAUCAGAAUAU
This is a messenger RNA of Arachis duranensis, 767 nucleotides long. RefSeq names its product ethylene-responsive transcription factor ERF027-like. Gene Ontology annotation, molecular function: DNA binding; DNA-binding transcription factor activity. The record is from RefSeq and is a predicted model, not a curated record. Bases 60 to 707 code for a protein of 215 amino acids. Gene Ontology annotation, biological process: regulation of DNA-templated transcription. NCBI's taxonomy places the organism in Eukaryota, Viridiplantae, Streptophyta, Magnoliopsida, Fabales, Fabaceae. The transcript has a single exon.